AAAGUUGAAGUUGUCAAUCACAAUCGAGCGAAGCGUGCCCACAAUCCUCGGAGUAGAGAGUCUCGCGAAUUUCUGAUAUGGUAUUUUAAAUUACCGCAAAUUCUAUACGAAAGUGUGAUACAACUUGUUUUGCUUCCUUUACUGAUCGGCACUGAUAGGACAAUUGAAGAAAUAUCGAUGAAUUUCGAUAUGUCCAAAAUUUUGUUAACAAUACGUACGUAGAGGUUAUGUAUGUCGUGUUUGCUGACAGCUGAUACGCAGUAAUUCGCCCCUGGAAGCAAUUUUGUGGUAGUUUAAAACUCGCUUUCCAAAAUAAAAUUGGCUCUACAACUUGAGUACUUGAAGCUGCAAUUGUAUGUGCAGUCGUGCCAUCUUCAAUAGCGUACUUCAUCGGUCAAAUUCUUACAGAACGGCAAUAGUGGCAGCUUCUACAGCAGUUUCCAAUAGGACGCCACCAGCCGCAAUGAAGUACAUACUGGUAACCGGAGGCGUAAUCAGUGGCGUCGGGAAGGGUGUCAUUGCCAGCUCGUUCGGGACACUGCUUCACUCAUGCGGAAUCGGCGUAACGUCGAUCAAGAUCGACCCUUACAUCAACAUCGACGCGGGAACAUUUUCCCCCUACGAGCAUGGCGAAGUCUACGUGCUCGACGAUGGCGGUGAAGUGGAUCUUGAUCUUGGAAACUAUGAGCGUUUCCUCGAUAUCACACUGCAUCGAGACAACAACAUUACAACGGGAAAAAUCUACAAAAUGGUAAUCGAGAAGGAACGUAUCGGGGACUACUUGGGCAAAACCGUGCAAGUCGUGCCCCACAUCACCGAUGCGAUCCAGGAGUGGGUUGAGCGUGUGGCUCUGAGACCUGUCAAGGACAACAUUACUCCGGAGGUGUGCGUGGUCGAGUUGGGUGGCACAAUCGGAGAUAUCGAGGGUAUGCCUUUCGUGGAGGCAUUCCGGCAGUUUCAAUUUCGUGUGAAACGAGAAAACUUUUGUGUUGCCCAUGUCUCGUUGGUUCCGUCGCCAAGGGCCACCGGUGAACCUAAAACCAAGCCAACUCAGGCCAGUGUCCGCGAGUUACGCGGGCUGGGAUUGAGUCCGGAUUUGAUAGUGUGCCGUUCGGAGAAACCCAUCGGCAAUGAGGUGAAGGACAAGAUAAGCAACUUCUGUCACGUUGCCCCCGAGCAGGUGGUUUGUAUUCACGAUUUAUCCUCAAUCUAUCACGUGCCGCUGCUGAUGGAAGAAGCAGGCGUUAUCGAGUUCCUGAACGAGAGGCUGCAGCUGAAGUUGCCCCUUCCACGGCCGGUGCGGUUUAUGCACAGCUGGAGGGAUCUGGCAGAACGAGUGGACAAUGUGUACAAAAAAGUUAAUAUCGCUUUGGUAGGAAAAUAUACCAAAUUAGAGGAUUCAUACGCAUCGGUGUCAAAAUCACUUCUACAUGCUUCGCUGGCGGUUGGUUAUAAGUUGAAUCUAAAGUUUAUUGAGGCUUGUCAUCUGGAGAGACAAACCAAACAGGAUACUCCACAUUUGUACUACGAAGCCUGGCAGAGUCUCACCAACAGCAAUGGUGUAAUUGUGCCGGGUGGAUUUGGCUCUCGAGGUAUAGAAGGAAAAAUUCGUGCUUGCCAGUGGAGCCGUGAAAAUAAAAAGCCCUUCCUGGGAAUCUGCCUUGGUCUGCAGGCAGCAGUCAUAGAGUUUGCCAGGAAUGUGUUAAAUUUAACGGAUGCAAAUUCCACUGAAGUAAACCCAAAUACGGAGCAUCCGCUGGUGAUAGAUAUGCCCGAACACCAUCCCGGACAGAUGGGCGGAACAAUGCGAUUGGGCAAACGCACAACUCUUUUUAAGGAUGGAAAAAGUAUAGUUAAACAACUUUAUGGAAAUAAAAGUAAAAUCGAGGAAAGACAUCGACAUCGGUACGAGGUGAAUCCCCUUUACACAGAACGCUUGGAAGAAAAUGGACUCAAAUUCGUUGGAUACGAUUCGGAGAAGACCCGCAUGGAAAUCAUCGAGCUGGAAAAUCAUCCUUACUAUGUCGCAACCCAAUUCCAUCCCGAGUAUCUUUCGAGACCGCUCAAGCCCUCCCCGGUGUUCCUCGGGCUGAUUCUAGCUUCGGUGGGUAAGCUGGACUUCUAUCUAACCCAUGACAAUAAGCUAUCCAACUCCUCGUCCUCCUACGUUACGAGCGAAAGCUCUAGCGAUGAUGACACAAUGUUGUCGAAUAAUCGUUUGUUGGAAAAUUUAGCGUUGAAUAAUCGAGAGUCGCCAAACGGUAAAACUAGCAGCAGCGUGAAAUGCAACGGAACGCAUAUAGCCGAAUGCAACGGAGAACACGAGGAGAAGUAAAGUUGUGAUAAGAUAUUUAGGUGCAAAAGUAACAAUUUUGAAGAUUUCUUAGUUUUUUAAUAAGAUUAAACGUUAAAAUGUUCAAGCUAAAAGUGGAACGAGAUGAAAUCUCAAUAGAGCUUUCGUGAAGACAAAAAUCUGGUCUGGUCUUAUAAACUCCUUUUAGCAGACCAGUUUUAUCAGACGAUGUGGUGGAUUUUGUACACGUUUGUUGUACCCAAGCCGAAACGAAAUAUAUGUAGCUUCGUCUUCCUCCCGUUUUUCAGACUUCUAAAAUCUAAUUUAUUCGGUAGUAAGAUAAAUAAAAGAAAGCCGCUGAUAAUAAAACUCAA
Messenger RNA from Toxorhynchites rutilus septentrionalis, 2667 nucleotides. It is a transcript of the gene Ctps, whose product is annotated as CTP synthase. Gene Ontology annotation, molecular function: CTP synthase activity; identical protein binding. The transcript is spliced from 7 exons. Lineage: Eukaryota; Metazoa; Arthropoda; Insecta; Diptera; Culicidae. Bases 356 to 2335 code for a protein of 659 amino acids. The record is from RefSeq and is a predicted model, not a curated record. Gene Ontology annotation, biological process: pyrimidine nucleobase biosynthetic process; CTP biosynthetic process. Gene Ontology annotation, cellular component: cytoophidium; cytoplasm.